GCAAAUCAACUUCUCUCUCUAUACAUAUACGUCGCCAAUUGACGUGUACAUGCAUGCCCUCCAAUUCCUCUCCUCCAAGCUACGCUUAUUACUCAUUUCCUCCAACCCCAAACAGAAUCUCUCCUAUUACCUCUAGAUCUAGAAGAAACACUCCCCAGACAGACCGCACAUCACACUCACACACAAUGCCCUCGCCAGCAGCUGGAAAGGGUGGAGACGCUCCCCGAACUCCCACAAAGUUAGGCCGCAAGCCCCAAUCGAGUGCCACAUCAAAGCUCGGCCAAGGCACAAAAACCCCACCAGCACAGAAAUCAGACGACAACGCGCCAUCAACAGAAGACGCGCCUGAAGUACCUGAACGGCCGUCGGAAGGUGACGUGAAGGGCAAGGCCGGCGAUGCUGCCAAGGCGGCGGAAGACACCAAGGACUCAGCCACAUCCGAAGCUGAGGACACCACAAGCAAAGUCUCACAAAAGGGCGACCUAGAAGAGGCCGAGCCAAAGCCAAUUGACGACGACGAUGACGCCCUGCUCGGCCGCCAAGAGGAAGCCGAGGAGACCGGCGACGAUGCCACCGAGAAGGCUGGCGACGAAGCCGAAGACACCGCCGAAGAUACUGCCGACGAUGCCACUGACACCGCAGGCGAGGCCGCCGAAGGUGGCCUGAAAAGUGCACGAGGACUUGCUGGCAAAGCAUCGGGCUUGGCUGGCAAGGCGUCUAAAGAUCCAGCCGAAGCUGCCAAGGAGGGCGCCGAUGAUGCUCAAUCCGCGGCUGGUGAAGCCGCCGAUGAGGCCCAAUCGACCGUCGGCGAAACCACCGAUGGUGCCGAGGAUACCGCUGGCGAAGCUGCCGAAGGUGUCAAAGGCGCCGCAGAUGAAGCCAAGGAGGGCGCCGAAGAGACUGUGGGCGAGGCCAAGGAAGGUGCCGAAGUGGGUGUCGAUGGAGUGAAGGACACCGCUGAGGAAACCACCGGCCAAGAACUACCCGACACCCCUGACCUCUCCAUCCUCAAGGGCCUCGAAGUCAACGAGGAGGGUUUGAUCAAGAACGCUGAUGGCAAAAUCGUCGGUAAACUCGUGGAAGGCGACGCUGAAGACCUCGCUGGAUACACCAUCGGUGACGACGGCGAGAUACUAGACGACGACGGUGACCUCGUUGGUCGCUGCGAAAUCACCCCCGAAUACCAGGAAGAACUCACCGAACAAGCCAAGGACGCCGGCCCCAAGUUGCCGGGCCUCGACGUUCUCAAGGGCCUCACGGUCGAUGCCAGCGGCCAGAUCCUUAACGAGGAUGGCGACUUCGUUGGCAUACUUGUCGAGGGCAACCCAGCCGACCUCCAGGACAAGGAGUUCAACGAGAACGGCGAAAUUCUUGAUGAUGAUGGAAACGUCAUUGGCCGUGCUAAACUCCACCCUGAUGCCGCAGAUCUAGUCGAUCAGGACGGCGACCUUCCCGAAGGUGCUGACGGCGUCGCUGGUGAAGCUGGCCAAACCGUCGAUGGCGCCAAAGAAGGUGCCGUUGAGGGCGCUGAGGAAGGCGUUGAAGGUCUUGAGGACGAACUCCCCGGUGUCGAGGCCCUCGAGGGCAAGGAAAUCAACGAAGAUGGCGAAAUCCUCAAUGAGGAUGGCGAAGUCAUCGGACAACUUGCCGAGGGCAACAUCGACGAUGUCAAGGGCCUCACCGUUAAUGAGAAGGGUGAGGUCGUUGACGCCGAGGGCAAUGUUCUCGGAAAGGUCGAGCUUGCCGAGGGUGCUGCCGAGAAGCUCAAGGAAGCUGCCGGUGGUGCUCUUGACAUCCGCAUCCUCGAGGGACUCAAGGUUAACAAGAAGGGCAAGGUCCUCGACGAGGAAGGCGAGGAGAUCGGUGAGCUCAAGGAGGGCGAGAUCAAGGACUGCGCCGGCAAGACUGUCAACGAGAAGGGUGAAGUUGUCGACAAGGAGGGUAAGGUCCUCGGCAAGGUCGACAUCGUUCCCGGCGAGGCUGCCUUUGAGGCCCAGAAGGCUCUUAAGGAGAGGCUUGGCGAGGCCGAACCUCAAGAAGUCAUCCCCGAGCUCGACAUUCUCGAAGGCCUGAAGGUCAACAAGAAGGGACAGAUUCUUAAUGAGGAUGGUGAGCCAAUCGGAGAGCUCGUCGAGGGUGACCUUGCUGCCUGCGCAGGAAAGAAGGUCAACGAAAAAGGUGAAGUCCUCGACAAGGACGGAAACGUCAUUGGAAAGGUUAAGACUCUUCCCCAACAAGCCGAAGAGGCUGUUGAAGGCGCUGAGGAGACUGCUGAAGGUGCUGAAGAGGGUGCUGAAGCGGGUGGUGAGGAAGGAGAAGCCGAAGAAGCCGGACCUGAACUACCUCCUCUCUCAAUCCUCGAAGGCCUUACUGUCAACAAAGCCGGCAAGCUCGUCGACAGCAACGGAACCAUCGUUGGUGAGCUUAUUGAGGGCGAUGCGAAGAAGCUCUCCAAGUCUGGAAUCACUGCCGACGCCGAGGGUCAAUUCUGGGACAACAAGGGACAUGUCAUCGGACGUGCCCAGACUGUCCCGGUCGAGGAGGGCGAAGAGGAAGCGCCAUUCGCUGGCCUCGAAGGCCUCAUCGUCGUCAAGGAUGGUCUCGUCGAAGAUGAGAAUGGCAACACUGUCGGCAAGGUCGUCGAGGGUGACGCUAAGAAGCUCAUCGGCCGUGCUGUCGACGAAGAUGGAGAUAUUAUCGAUAAGAAGGGCUCCGUCGUUGGCCACGCCGAGCGCUACGAGGAGCCUGAGGAGGAAGCCGAAGCAGAGCCGGAAGACCUAUCCAUCCUCGCCGGCAAGGUCGUCAACAAGCAAGGCAACGUCAUCGGAGACGAGGGCGUGCCAAUCGGUCGCCUGGUCGAGGGCAACGCGAAGGACCUCGCCGGCAAGAAGUGUGACGAGAACGGGCAGAUCUGGAACGAUUCUGGCAAAGUCAUUGGCCGCGUCGAGUUGAUCCCUCUCAACGAGCGCGAGGUCAAGCCCGAAGGUAUCUUCGCCGGCCUCGAAGGCCUUCGCGUCGUUCCCGACGGCAAGAUCGCCGAUGAGGAUGACAACAUUGUUGGUUAUAUCGUCGAAGGCAACCCCAAGCGUCUCAUCGGCCUUGCUGUGGACGAGGACGGUGACAUUCUUGACAAAUACGGCAACGUCAAGGGCCAUGCCGAGCCUAUUGAGGAUGAGGAGGAAGUCCCCGCUGAUCUCUCCAUCUUGGACGGGCUUACCCUGAACAAGCAAGGCUUUCUCGUUAACUCCGAUGGCAUCCCCGUUGGACGCCUCGUCGAGGGUACUCUCGCUGAUCUCGCUGGCCGCAAGAGCGAUGGUGAAGGUCUGAUUCACAAUGACACUGGAAAGGUGGUCGGCCGAUGCGAGCUCAUUCCCGAGAACGAGCGCGUCACUAAGAAGGAGGGCCCUUUCGCCGGUCUUGAAGGCCUCAGGGUCGUUAAGGAUGGCUUUGUCGAGGAUGGUGACGGCAACCGCGUCGGUCAGAUCACCGAGGGCGACCCCAAGAAGCUAAUCGGAAACGCUGUCGACGAAGACGGUGAUAUCAUCGACAAGUACGGCAACGUCAAGGGCCACGCUGAGCCAUGGGAAGAAGAGGAAGCCGAGGAGGUUGACCUUUCUGCCCUGGCUGGCUGCAUUGUCAACAAAGCCGGCAACGUCGUGGACUCGUCUGGCACUAUCCUCGGCCGCGUUGCUGAGGGUGACCCGUCCACCAUGGUCGGCAAGAAGGUCGAUGGCAAGGGCCAGAUCUGGGACAACGAAGGCAAUGUCAUUGGUCGCGCUGAGCUUGUCAAGGGAGCUCAGUCCGGGCCUGAGGGACCCUUCGCUGGCUUCGACGGCAACACCGUCGCCAAAGACGGCACCGUUCAGACCCCAGAUGGGACUAUCAUCGGACGUGUCAUCGAAGGUGAUGUCAAGAGACUUGUUGGCCACACGGUCGAUGAGGAUGGCGACAUCAACGACAAGAACGGCAAUGUCAUCGGCAAGGCUGAACGCUGGGAGCCAGAAGAGAAGGAGCGCAAGAUCAACCCUAUGGCUGGCCUCCACGUCAACAAGGAGGGCGAAGUCCGCGAUCAGAACGGCGAUAUUAUUGGUAGACUCACUGCUGGUGACCUUGGCCACUGCGCUGGCCUCGAGAUCGACGACAACGGCUAUGUCAUCGACAACGACGGCAACAAGGUCGGUGAAGUCACUCUUCUGGAGAACAUCCAGGAAGAAGAGGAAGAGACCGAUGAGGAGAAGAAGAGGAGAGAGGAUGCCGAGCUGGCCGAGAAGAUGGCAAACAUCUGCCAGCAGACCCUCGAGCGGAUCCAGCCGGUCUGCAAGCAAAUCACAGAGUACAUCGAACAAGCCGACCGUACCCCCCGUGAUGAGCUCGACGAAGAGGAACUCGUCAACAACGUCAAGCCCCUCAUCGAAGAAGGUGGCCGCAUUCUCAACGAGUGCAACGGCUCCCUUCGUGGCCUUGACCCCGACGGCCGCAUUGCUGCGCAGGCCAAGGGUCGCGCUGGUACCAAGGAGGCUACACCCGAGGAGUACCGCCUCGCGGACUUACUCAAGGAACUCACUGGCACUGUCGUUACCUGCAUCGACAACGCGAAGAAGAAGAUCUCCGACAUGCCGCACGCCAAGAAGAAGCUCAACCCGCUUUGGGCCCUGCUCACCCAGCCACUAUUCCAGAUCAUCGCGGCUGUUGGCUUGUUGCUAACAGGUGUGCUGGGCUUAGUUGGACAGCUACUCAACGGCCUGGGUCUAGGUGGCCUGGUCAACGGUCUGCUGGGUGGCUUAGGCAUUGACAAGCUGCUUGGAGGACUCGGUCUUGGAAGCAUCGCCGAGUCGCUUGGGGGUGGCAAGGAUAAGAAGAAGAAGGGUGGCCCCGGAGGUCUGCCGGUCAUCGGCGGCCUGCUUGGCGGUGGGAAGUAAACGGCUUCUGGUUUCUUAGGGUUGAGAUUGUACGAAAAGAAAGGCAAAGCGUCAAGCUUCGCGCAUGGAGAUGAGGGGAUGAAGAUGGUCUUUCUACAAAAGCAGCGAUCUGUUUUUAUGUAUCACGGUUCUUGUAUUCUUGGGUUCUUCUGGACUAAGUUCGGAUAUGUAAGGUUAUGCCUUUUUCGCUUGUCAGCGUUUAUUUUGGUUUUCCUUUUUGGGUCUUUGGGUGGGAUGGAUUGGAUUGGGCUUGUUCUGUAUAUUAGUUACGAUAG
Messenger RNA from Mytilinidion resinicola, 5194 nucleotides. RefSeq lists its product as uncharacterized. The transcript has 2 exons. The record is from RefSeq and is a predicted model, not a curated record. The coding region runs from base 54 to 4919 and encodes 1621 amino acids. NCBI's taxonomy places the organism in Eukaryota, Fungi, Ascomycota, Dothideomycetes, Mytilinidiales, Mytilinidiaceae.